This is a messenger RNA of Helianthus annuus (common sunflower), 480 nucleotides long. RefSeq lists its product as uncharacterized. The record is from RefSeq and is a predicted model, not a curated record. NCBI's taxonomy places the organism in Eukaryota, Viridiplantae, Streptophyta, Magnoliopsida, Asterales, Asteraceae. The transcript has a single exon. The coding region runs from base 1 to 480 and encodes 159 amino acids.
AUGGGAAAAACCGAAAUACUUUCUCAAGCAUUACAAAGGAAAUCCAAAGAUAUUCUGAAUGCCAUGGAAUUAGUUUCGGCGACAAAGAUUACUCUAAAUAAUUACAGAAAUGAUGGAUGGGAUUCUUUAAUUAAAGAAGUUACUUUGUUUUGUAACAAACAUCUAAUAGAAGUUCCGGAUAUGAAAGCUCCAUUUACAUCUACUCGGUAUCGGGCUCGUAAAAACGAUCUUCAAUUUACAUUUGAACAUUAUUACCGAGUAGAUCUGUUUACACCCACAUUGGAUAAACAGAUACAUGAGUUAAAUAGUAGAUUCAAUGAGCACACGAUUGAGUUGUUAUCUCUUAGUUCUAGUCUAGUUUCAAAAGUGAUUAACGUUGAUCAGAUUUGUCUUCUAGUUAAGAAGUUUUAUCAUGAAGAUUUUACGGACCAAGAGAUCACUGAGUUACCUUCUAAUUUGGAAUACGCAUUUUUUGGAUGA